This is a messenger RNA of Radiomyces spectabilis, 1156 nucleotides long. RefSeq names its product phosphatidylinositol N-acetylglucosaminyltransferase subunit C. Gene Ontology annotation, cellular component: membrane; glycosylphosphatidylinositol-N-acetylglucosaminyltransferase (GPI-GnT) complex. Gene Ontology annotation, biological process: GPI anchor biosynthetic process. Lineage: Eukaryota; Fungi; Mucoromycota; Mucoromycetes; Mucorales; Radiomycetaceae. The transcript is spliced from 6 exons. The coding region runs from base 48 to 983 and encodes 311 amino acids. The record is from RefSeq and is a predicted model, not a curated record.
GGAAAUUUUCCCAGCGCUGAGAUCACCGGCGGUUUUUGAUUGCUGCCAUGUAUUCGACAACCACGCAUUCUUUCUCCAAUGCAGAGUAUCAGUACAAUCAGCCAUGGAGAAAGCUGUUGUGGGUGAAGCAAAACUAUCCCGAUAACUAUGUCGAUAACACGUUCCUGGAAGAGUUGCAAAAGAACGUCAAUGUGCGAACCUACGAUUACUGGACCAUGGUGUAUGAAUCGGGGGUUAUUACGCAACACAUUAGCAGUGUUGUUAUCUUUAUUGCCAUCUUUAUCGACUUGCAGUUACAUUCGCUGUCAGCGACCCAUCUCAUUUGGACCAGCUCACUGUUUGCGGUGACAGGCUACAUGUUUUGGGAUCUGAUCAUGCUCAAAACGGCCAAAAACUAUGAAUUAUCACGCAAGCAUGUGAUCAAAAGCACGAUCAUUUUCUUUUCAACCUUACUGGGGCUUUCUCCUAUCUUGAAAACGUUAACAAGUCAAACCAGCGAUGACACUAUCUGGGCUCUCACUGUAUGUUGUUUCUUGGCCAAUGUACUCUUUCAUGACUAUGUAGCGCAAAGUCGAAUUCGAGUCAAGAUUCCCGGUUCUUUAUCUACGAAUGCAGCCAUUUUCGCGUCUGUCCUUUUAGCCUCAAGACUUGAUACGAACCUGGAUGUAUUCAGUUUGCUGUCCUUUGCUGUGGAAUGGUUUGCAUUAUUUCCCAUUUUCCGUCGUCAUUUGCAGGACUUGAGUCCCAAAAUGCAAAUUAUGAUGACGGUAUCGCUUCUUCUGUUAUGUGUGUUGUUAUUUAUCCACAUCUCCAAGGCGGUUGUAUUUAUCUAUAUGUUGGGAUUUUGUUUCUUGACAUUUGUUUGUCCCUACUGGCUCAUCUUUAUCCAAAAGUACAAAAACGAGAUCCAUGGACCGUGGGAUGAAGCGAGACCGCGGCUUCAACGGGCAAAACGCAACUUGUACCGAAAGCGAGCUACUUGAAAACCUCUUUUUUCCCUUGGCUAAUCUAUCCGUCUUGUAUAUAAUCAUCUCACGGAUCAUUUCAUUAUAUCAUUAUCAAUUUAUACAUGUAAUCCGAUCAUUUUUGCAUUCAGUCUGAACAAUAUAAUUCCUACAUAUUCAUCGUGUCACCCACAUGCAUUUUCUUUUUUCCA